Molecule: messenger RNA, 2566 nt
Organism: Glycine soja
Lineage: Eukaryota; Viridiplantae; Streptophyta; Magnoliopsida; Fabales; Fabaceae
Product: calcium-dependent protein kinase 26-like
Exons: 7
Coding region: 461-2242 (593 amino acids)
Biological process (GO): peptidyl-serine phosphorylation; protein autophosphorylation; intracellular signal transduction
Cellular component (GO): cytoplasm; nucleus
Molecular function (GO): ATP binding; calcium/calmodulin-dependent protein kinase activity; calmodulin binding
Source: RefSeq, a predicted model, not a curated record
AAACUAAUAAGUCAUCAUGGAAGGAUCAUUCAUUCCCCUCACUCAUCAUGAAAGAAUAAUUUCCAUUUUUUUAAUUGCUUACAAGAGAUUGCACACGAUCUUUUCCAUCUAUAUAACAUCAACACUUUCUCUUAUCCUUUUCCUUAUUCAACGCGAACAAUUCCCACUCGGACUCUGUCUCACACCUUCUAGUUUACAACUUUCACUCCUUUGAAAACUUCCACUUUUACGCCUUCAAAAUUAUCCUUUUACACCUCUUUUCCUCGUCCAUUUUCGUUUCCAUAAAGGGUUUCAUUCAUUAAUUCGAAUCAUUCUACUUCUUCUUCAAAUCUCCACUGAUUUUCCCUUCAAUGUUCAUAUGCUCGCUUUAGGCUAUAGUGGGUUUGGUGCAGAAAUUCGAAUCUGAUUUCGGGGCUUCACCUGCUUCUUGUUUCUUAUAUGCAAAAACAGUGACAAGUGCAUGAUGGGAAACAAUUGUCUCGGAUCGAAAACCUCAAAUGAUGCACUAUUUCCCUAUGUUCUUCCGAGUUCAUUCUGGUGGCUUCAUCAAACAAGUGUCAAAGAAAUUUCUGAUGCACCUUCAAUUGUGAGUAGAAUUCAAGACACACAUUUUCUAGAGAAUGUUCAAGAAAAGCCACCACUUGUAGUGAAAAUUAACAAUGAGGAGAUGAAGCUGAAACCAGUUCCACUUCCAACCAAUAAACACCAGAAAGAGACUAACAUGUCUUCAGGGGAACAAAUAAGGCAAAUACAAAAAAUGCCUCACAAAGUUAAGAGGCUACCAAUAGGGCUUCAAGCCGAGUCAAUUUUGAAGAGAAAAAAUGGUAACUUUAAGGAGUACUAUAACUUGGGACAAGAGCUUGGGAAGGGGCAAUAUGGAACAACAUUCCUAUGCACUGAGAAAGCCACUGGGAAAAAGUAUGCAUGCAAGUCCAUUCCAAAAGUGAAAUUGGCUAUGGAUGAUGAUGUGGAGGAUGUGAGGAGGGAGAUUGAGAUAAUGCAUCACUUGGAAGGGUGUCCUAAUGUGAUAUCAAUCAAAGGGUCUUAUGAGGAUGGUGUUGCAGUUUAUGUUGUGAUGGAGUUGUGUGGAGGGGGUGAACUGUUUGAUAGGAUAGUGGAAAAGGGGCAUUACACAGAGAGAAAAGCAGCUAAACUUGCAAGGACUAUAGUCAGUGUUAUAGAGGGGUGCCACUCCCUUGGAGUGAUCCAUCGGGAUCUUAAGCCUGAGAAUUUUCUUUUCGUUGAUGGGAAUGAAGAGUCUACUCUUAAGGCCAUAGAUUUUGGAUUGUCUGUUUUCUUCAAACCAGGAGACAUUUUUAAGGACGUGGUUGGAAGUCCUUAUUACAUCGCACCUGAAGUUCUACGGAGGCAUUAUGGUCCAGAAGUUGAUGUGUGGAGUGCAGGUGUGAUCAUAUACAUUCUCUUAUGCGGAACACCUCCAUUUUGGGGUGAAUCGGAGCAAGAGAUAUUUGAAGAAGUUUUGCAUGGUGAUCUUGAUUUCUCUUCAGAUCCUUGGCUUAAUAUCUCUGAAAGUGCUAAAGACUUGGUUAGGAAAAUGCUUGUUAGAGAUCCUAGAAAACGGAUGACAGCACAUGAAGUUCUUCGUCACCCUUGGAUUCAGGUUGAUGGAGUUGCUCCAGACAAGCCUCUUGAUUCUGCAGUUUUGAGUCGCCUGAAGCAGUAUUCUGUAAUGAGCAAGCUCAAAAAAAUGGCUCUUAGAGUUAUUGCAGAGAAUCUCUCAGAAGAAGAAAUUUUUGAACUGAAAGUAAUGUUUAAGAUGAUAGACACAGACAACAGUGGUCAUAUUACUUUAGAAAAACUUAAGGCUGGAUUGAAAAUGCUUGGUGCUAAUCUCAGUGAACCAGAAAUUUUGGAUCUAAUGCAAGCUGCAGAUGUUGACAACAGUGGCACAAUUGACUACAGAGAAUUCAUAGCUGCAACAUUACAUUUAAACAAAGUUGAAAGAGAAGAUCAUUUAGUUGCUGCUUUUUCAUUUUUUGAUAGAAGUGGAAGUGGCUACAUCUCUCAAGAUGAGCUUCUAAAAGCUUGUAAAGAAUUUGGCAUGGAGAAUGUCUGCUUGGAGGAAAUGAUCCAAGAAGCUGAUCAGAAUAAUGAUGGCCGAAUAGACUACAAUGAAUUCGUGGCUAUGAUGCAGAGAGGCAAUGCAGAUUUCAGUCAAAACGGUUUAAAGGGUGACACUGAUUUUAGUAUUGGAUUUAGGGAGGCACUAUUAGUGUGUUGAGAAAAAGUGGAAACGUUUUUUAUUCCUUUUCCUCAAGAUAUGGUGAAAUUAAUUGCUUUUGAGGAAAAUUCAUAUCAAACUUUUGGGUUUCAACUUGGUGACCUCUAAAUUCCAUCCAGGCCAGCAUUUAAGAGUGUUGAAUGCAUCAUUAUGGUUAGGACAAUUCAUAUCAACAAGUUUAACAUGAACUGAUGAUUCUUGAUAAUGGAGUUGGUAGAGGGAGUUUUUCAAGUAGUGUUUGUCAUGCUUAACACUUAGGGUUAAAGGAUUAUAAUGAGUUUGCCUAAUGUCAAAAAUAUCACUAUCUGAAUUUUAUUUCUGUCU